Arabis nemorensis is the source of this 3123-nucleotide messenger RNA. The record is from the annotation of a GenBank genome assembly. Lineage: Eukaryota; Viridiplantae; Streptophyta; Magnoliopsida; Brassicales; Brassicaceae.
AUGGCCGGGAACGAUUGGGUUAACAGUUACUUGGAGGCGAUUCUCGACGUUGGCCAACCUCUCGACGAUGCUCGACCAUCGCUUCUUCUCAGGGAGAGAGGCCGAUUCACUCCAAGCCGUUACUUCGUUGAGGAAGUCAUCACUGGAUUCGAUGAGACUGAUCUUCACAGAUCAUGGGUCAAGGCUGUCGCUACGAGGAGUCCACAGGAGAGGAACACAAGAUUGGAGAAUAUGUGUUGGAGAAUCUGGAAUCUGGCUCGUCAGAAGAAGCAGCAUGAGGAAAAAGAAGCACAGAGGCUGGCUAAGCGUCGGCUUGAGCGUGAGAGAGGUCGCAGGGAGGCAACAGCUGAUAUGUCUGAGGAGUUUUCAGAGGGUGAGAAAGGAGAUAUCGUUAGUGAUGUAUCAACUCAUGGCACCAAAAGCAGGUUGCCGAGAAUAAAUUCUGCUGAGUCGAUGGAGAUGUGGGCAAACCAACAGAAGGGAAAUAAGCUGUAUCUUGUUUUGAUAAGUCUUCAUGGUCUCAUACGUGGUGAAAACAUGGAGCUCGGCCGCGAUUCUGAUACCGGUGGCCAGGUUAAGUAUGUUGUGGAACUUGCACGGGCUUUGGGAUCAAUGCCAGGAGUUUACAGGGUUGACUUACUUACCAGACAAGUGUCUUCACCAGAUGUUGACUGGAGUUAUGGCGAACCGACGGAAAUGCUGACUCCUAGAAAUUCUGAAGAUCUCUCGGAUGAGAUGGGGGAGAGUAGCGGUGCUUAUAUUGUGAGGAUACCAUUUGGUCCAAAGGAAAAGUAUAUUCCAAAAGAACUUCUAUGGCCUCACAUUGCUGAAUUUGUUGAUGGUGCUAUGAACCACAUUAUGCAAAUGUCCAAUGUUCUCGGUGAACAAGUUGGUGUUGGGAAGCCUAUUUGGCCUUCUGCCAUCCAUGGACACUAUGCUGAUGCUGGUGACGCCGCUGCUUUGCUGUCAGGGGCACUAAAUGUGCCUAUGAUUCUUACUGGCCAUUCACUUGGUCGAGAUAAACUGGAGCAGCUUUUGAAACAAGGCCGCCUUUCAAAAGAAGAAAUAAAUUCAACUUACAAGAUUAUGCGUCGAAUAGAGGGUGAGGAAUUAUCUCUUGAUGUUUCGGAAAUGGUAAUAACUAGCACACGGCAAGAGAUAGAUGAGCAAUGGAGAUUGUAUGAUGGUUUUGACCCCAUAUUGGAGCGCAAAUUGCGAGCUAGGAUCAAGAGGAAUGUGAGCUGCUAUGGACGAUUCAUGCCUCGCAUGGUUAAAAUUCCACCUGGGAUGGAGUUCAAUCAUAUUGUCCCACAUGAUGGUGAUGUGGAAGACGCAGAUGGGAAUGAGGAACAUCCAACUUCUCGAGAUCCACCGAUAUGGGCUGAGAUAAUGCGUUUCUUUUCGAAUUCCCGAAAGCCUAUGAUACUCGCCCUUGCGAGGCCCGACCCAAAAAAGAAUAUCACGACAUUAGUGAAGGCAUUUGGGGAAUGUCGUCCACUGAGAGAGCUUGCUAACUUGGCACUUAUUAUGGGUAACCGUGAUGGGAUUGAUGAAAUGUCGAGUACAAGUUCUUCGGUUCUCCUUUCUAUUCUGAAGCUAAUUGACAAGUAUGAUCUCUACGGCCAAGUUGCUUACCCUAAACAUCACAAACAGUCAGAUGUUCCCGACAUAUAUCGCCUAGCUGCAAAGUCUAAGGGUGUGUUCAUAAAUCCAGCUAUCAUUGAACCAUUUGGACUUACUCUAAUUGAGGCUGCAGCCCAUGGUUUGCCAAUGGUUGCUACAAAAAAUGGUGGUCCUGUAGAUAUCCACCGGAUCCUGGACAAUGGCCUUCUUGUGGAUCCUCAUGAUCAACAAUCUAUUUCUGAAGCUCUUCUCAAGCUUGUUGCUGAUAAGCACCUAUGGGCAAAGUGUCGGCAAAACGGGUUGAAGAACAUUCACCAAUUCUCUUGGCCAGAGCAUUGCAAAACCUAUCUAUCUCGCAUAACCAGCUUCAAACCAAGACAUCCGCAAUGGCAAAGUGAUGAUGGCGGUGAUAAUUCAGAACCUGAGUCACCCAGUGAUUCUUUGAGAGAUAUACAAGAUAUAUCCUUGAACUUAAGGUUUUCAUUUGACGGAAGUGGGAAUGACAAUUCCAUGAAUCAAGAAGGGAGCAUGGAUAGGAAGAGCAAAAUUGAAGCUGCUGUCCUAAAUUGGUCUAAAGGCAAAGAUAGCCGCAAAAUGGGAUCACUGGAGAGGUCAGAGGUUAACUCUGGAAAAUUCCCGGCUGUGCGAAGAAGGAAGUUCAUUGUUGUUAUUGCUCUUGAUUUUGAUGGGGAAAAAGACACACUAAAGGCUACAAGAAGAGUUCUAGAGGCGGUUGAUAAGGAAAGAGCCGAUGGAUCUGUUGGGUUCAUAUUAUCGACAUCUCUAACAAUCUCUGAGAUACAAUCUUUCUUGGUGUCAGGGGGCUUAAACCCUAAUGAAUUCGACGCUUUCGUAUGCAACAGCGGCAGCGAUCUCUACUACACAUCUCUCAACUCCGACGAAGAACCUUUUGUUGUUGACUUUUACUACCACUCCCACGUAGAAUAUCGCUGGGGUGGUGAAGGGCUGAGGAAGACUUUGAUCCGUUGGGCAUCUUCAGUUAACGAAAAAAGAUCUGAAAAUGACGAGCAGAUAGUCACUCUUGCUGAACAUCUUUCAACCGACUAUUGCUACACCUUUACCGUCAAAAAGCCUGCAGCGGUACCUCCAGUAAGAGAGCUUCGGAAGCUGCUGAGAAUCCAGGCUUUGCGUUGUCAUGUCAUUUAUAGUCAGAAUGGCAGCAGAAUAAAUGUAAUACCGGUCCUGGCUUCUCGCAUACAAGCCCUAAGGUAUUUGUUCGUCCGGUGGGGCAUUGACUUGGCGAAAAUGGCGGUAUUCGUAGGCGAAUCAGGUGACACUGAUUACGAAGGAUUGCUCGGAGGGCUUCACAAGAGCGUUGUUCUAAAGGGGGUGUCUUGCAGCGCGGACAACGUCUUGCACGCUAACCGGAGCUAUCCUCUCACAGACGUGAUCUCCUUUGAGAGCAGCAACGUGGUUGACGCGCCUGUUGAUUCGGAUGUUCGUGAUGCUUUGAAGAAACUAGAGCUUCUCAAGGACUGA